Molecule: messenger RNA, 1263 nt
Organism: Rattus rattus (black rat)
Lineage: Eukaryota; Metazoa; Chordata; Mammalia; Rodentia; Muridae
Product: KAT8 regulatory NSL complex subunit 2-like
Cellular component (GO): NSL complex
Source: RefSeq, a predicted model, not a curated record
AUGAACAGGAUUCGGAUUCAUGUCUUGCCAACCAAUCUGGGGAGUAUCACCCCAGUGCCCAGAUCUCAGGAGCCCCUCUCUUGUUCGUUCACUCACCGCCCAUGCUCUCAGCCGCGUCUGGAGGGGCAGGAGUUUUGCCUUAAGCAUAUUCUUGAAGACAAGAAUGCACCCUUCAAACAAUGUAGUUACAUUUCGACGAAGAAUGGGAAAAGAUGCCCCAGUGCUGCCCCAAAACCCGAGAAGAAAGAUGGGGUGUCUUUCUGUGCUGAACAUGCUCGAAGGAAUGCCCUAGCACUUCAUGCUCAAAUGAAAGGCCCUAUGGGUGAAACCCUCUUAUGCCAAUUCAGCUCAUAUGCUAAAACAGAGCUGGGCUCGCAGACCCCAGAGAGUAGCCAAAGUGAGGCGAGCCUGAUACUGGACUAUACAGCUGAGGAGGUGGCUCUUAUUAUGAGAGAAAAGCUGAUUCGUUUGCAUUCUUUGUACAUUGAUCAGUUUAAACCACUACAGCACCUGCUCAAAGAGAAGAAGCGCCGUUACUUACAUAAUCGGAAAGUGGAGCACGAAGCUUUAGGUAGUCUCCUGACUGGCCCCCAGGGACUUUUGGCCAAAGAGAGACAGAAUUUAAAGCGACUAAAAUGUCUCAGGCGAUACCACCAACGCUAUGGAGUAGAAGCCUUACUACACAGGCAGCUGAAGGAACGCAGAAUGCUGGCCAUAGAGGGGGCUGCUCAACAGGCUCAUACCACUCGUUCCAGUCAGAGGUGCUUAGCCUUUGUGGAUGAUGUUCACUGCUCCAAUCAGUCUCUUCCAAUGACCAGACACUGCCUUACCCAUAUCUGUCAGGAUACAAAUCAGGUUCUCUUCAAAUGCUGCCAGGGAUCUGAAGAGGUACCCUGCAACAAGCCAGUUCCUGUUAACCUUUCUGAGGACCCCUGCUCUCCAUUGCACUUCCAGUUGCCUCCUCAGAUGUAUAAGCCCGAGCAGGUACUGUCUGUGCCAGACGAUCUGGAAGCAGGCCCCAUGGAUCUGUACUUGAGUGCUGUCGAGCUUCAGCCCUCUGAAAGUUUACCACUGGAGUUCAGUGAUGACUUGGAUGUCUUAGGUGAUGGCAUGUCAUGCCCUCCAUCACCCUUGCUCUUUGAUCCCUCCCUAACUCUAGAAGAUCAUUCCGUCACAGAAAUUGCCGGAGGCUCGGGACAGAUACAGGUGGCUGGGGAUGGGUGCAGAUCCCAGGGACCUCAUAAUGUAGAGAAAACCUCAUAA